Messenger RNA from Microthlaspi erraticum, 270 nucleotides. NCBI's taxonomy places the organism in Eukaryota, Viridiplantae, Streptophyta, Magnoliopsida, Brassicales, Brassicaceae. The record is from the annotation of a GenBank genome assembly.
AUGCUGCCUCGAGGACACACUGCCAGAGCUCUUGUCUACAGAGCUACGUUUUGCGAUGUAUUCGAAAAACUGUUUGACCACACAUUUGUCUGGAGAGUGCCUGCUGCAUUCGAUUUUCAAGAUCUUAUUCCACUCGGCCAUCUUCCUCGUGGUCAUGGAGGUUUUCCUCGUGGCAAUGAUCUUGGAAGAACACAGAGAGGUCGGUCAAGUGUGAUGAAUAGUAAUGCUAGUAUGGUGAUGAAUUGGGGCGGCCAUAGGAAGAGUACAUAA